Molecule: messenger RNA, 873 nt
Organism: Protobothrops mucrosquamatus (brown spotted pit viper)
Lineage: Eukaryota; Metazoa; Chordata; Lepidosauria; Squamata; Viperidae
Gene: ARHGAP15
Product: Rho GTPase activating protein 15
Exons: 6
Coding region: 44-730 (228 amino acids)
Biological process (GO): regulation of GTPase activity; signal transduction
Cellular component (GO): cytoplasm
Source: RefSeq, a predicted model, not a curated record
UUGUUAUGUAUGCCGUAUAUCUAGUAAAAACUAAACACACAUAAUGUUCACAAACAUAAGGCAAAACCUGGAGUGGAAUUCUCUAAGUUUCUUUGAUAUUAUGUUUGACAAGCAAAGUUUGCUUGCAAAAGUAGAUCAGAUUUUUGGUGCUUACCUACACAAUGUGUGUGAACAUGAUGGCUCUACUGUCCCUUACUUCGUUAAAAUGUGUAUAAAAGCUGUUGAGGAACGAGGUCUGGAUGUUGAUGGAAUAUACAGAGUCAGCGGCAAUCUGGCAACGAUACAGAAGUUACGAUUUGUUGUCAAUCAAGAAGAGAAGCUGAAUUUGGACGACAGCCAGUGGGAGGACAUCCACGUUGUCACUGGAGCACUCAAGAUGUUUUUCAGAGAACUGCCUGAGCCUCUGUUCCCAUACUGCUUCUUUGAACAGUUUGUGGAGGCAAUAAAAAUCCAAGAACAUGAUAGCCAAGUGAAAGCCAUAAAGGACCUUGUACAGAAAUUGCCCAGGCCAAAUCAUGACACCAUGAAAAUACUAUUUACACAUCUGCAAAAGAUAGCAGCCAAGGAGAACAUGAAUCUUAUGUCACCCCAGAGUUUAGGAAUUGUUUUUGGACCAACUCUCCUUCGACCUGAAAAAGAGACAGGAUCUAUGGCGAUCCACAUGCUGUAUCAAAACCAAUUGAUUGAGCUGAUGCUAAGUGAAUACACCAAGAUCUUCAGCUCUGACUGACAGACCGAGAAUGUUGCUGAAUAUGUUCACAUCUGUCUUGAUACCUAAUAUUUUUACAUUUCUGUAAACAUCUUUUUGAAAUAUUUCUUUUUCUUUCUAGUGACAGAUGCCUCAUUUUGUGAAAACUUAGUGAUGGUUUUGUC